UGUAAGAAAUUUUGACAUAUUUCCAUUAGGAAAGUAUGACAUACAGAAAAUAAUUGGAUAUCAUUAUACUGAAGUAAGAAUUUGUAUAGUGUAUAGUGCUAAUUGAAGCUAGCUAUCGAAGCAAGCUUAAAACGCCGGCAUCUAAAAAAAAUAAAAGUCUAAAUUGUCACCAUGACAUCUGCAAGGGAUUUAAUUAAAAUUGAUAUAGAAUGGGGCAUGGAACGAUUGGUGCGCGCCCAGCAAGUCGUCGAGCUGCGGCCAUACGACAUCGAAUCGUGGUCCGUGAUGCUUCGCGAGGCACAGACUCGACCCAUCCACGAGGUACGCAGCCUCUACGAAUCCCUGGUGAAUGUUUUUCCCACAACAGCGCGCUACUGGAAGCUCUAUAUCGAAAUGGAGAUGCGCAGCCGAUACUAUGAGAGAGUGGAGAAGCUCUUCCAGCGUUGUCUGGUCAAAAUUCUCAACAUUGAUCUGUGGAAACUCUACCUGACCUAUGUCAAAGAGACCAAAGCGGGUCUCAGUACCCACAAAGAAAAAAUGGCUCAAGCAUAUGAUUUUGCUUUGGAAAAGAUUGGCAUGGACCUGCAUUCGUUUAGCAUUUGGCAGGAUUAUAUUUACUUUUUGCGUGGUGUGGAAGCUGUGGGCAACUAUGCGGAGAAUCAAAAGAUCACAGCUGUUCGGCGUGUCUAUCAAAAGGCGGUGGUGACGCCCAUUGUGGGCAUUGAGCAGCUUUGGAAAGAUUAUAUUGCUUUUGAGCAGAACAUCAAUCCGAUAAUAUCAGAGAAAAUGAGCUUAGAACGGUCCAAGGACUACAUGAACGCUCGUCGUGUGGCGAAAGAGUUGGAAUUUCAUACAAAAGGGCUCAAUCGCAAUCUGCCCGCUGUGCCACCGACACUCACCAAAGAAGAAACUAAACAGGUGGAGCUGUGGAAACGUUUCAUUACCUAUGAGAAGUCAAAUCCUUUGCGCACAGAGGACACGGCGCUCGUCACUCGACGCGUGAUGUUUGCCACAGAGCAGUGUUUGCUGGUUUUGACACAUCAUCCAGCUGUUUGGCAUCAGGCAUCGCAAUUCCUGGACACCAGUGCACGCGCCCUCACCGAGAAAGGCGAUGUGCAAGCAGCUAAGAUCUUUGCAGACGAAUGCGCCAACAUACUGGAACGCUCCAUCAAUGGUGUGCUCAAUCGCAAUGCUCUGCUCUAUUUCGCCUACGCGGACUUCGAGGAGGGUCGACUCAAGUACGAGAAGGUGCACACCAUGUACAACAAGCUGCUCACCCUGCCGGACAUCGAUCCCACGUUGGUUUAUGUGCAGUAUAUGAAGUUCGCUCGUCGCGCUGAGGGCAUCAAAUCGGCGCGUAGCAUUUUUAAGAAAGCCCGCGAGGACGUUCGGUCGCGCUAUCACAUAUUUGUGGCGGCCGCUUUAAUGGAGUACUACUGUUCCAAGGAUAAGGAGAUUGCAUUUCGCAUCUUCGAGCUGGGCCUGAAACGAUUCGGCGGCAGUCCCGAGUACGUGAUGUGCUACAUCGACUACCUCUCCCACUUGAACGAGGACAACAACACGCGUGUGCUAUUCGAGCGUGUCCUGAGCUCCGGCGGUCUGUCGCCCCACAAGAGUGUGGAAGUCUGGAAUCGUUUUCUCGAAUUCGAGUCGAACAUCGGCGAUCUGUCCAGCAUUGUCAAAGUGGAGCGAAGACGCAGUGCGGUCUUUGAAAAUCUGAAAGAGUACGAAGGCAAAGAAACGGCCCAGCUGGUGGAUCGCUACAAGUUCCUUGAUCUAUAUCCUUGCACCAGCACCGAGCUCAAGUCCAUUGGCUAUGCUGAGAACGUCGGCAUCAUUUUGAAUAAGGUGGGCUCUGCGGCUGGGAAUAGCGACGGGGACGGGGAUGGCGAGACAGCGCAGCCCCUGCCACGCCCAGAUUUUUCCCAGAUGAUACCAUACAAGCCGCGGUCGUGCGCCCAUCCCGGCGCCCAUCCGCUGGCGGGCGGCGUCUUUCCACAGCCACCAGCGCUGGCUGCGCUCUGCGCCACCCUGCCACCCCCAAAUAGUUUUCGGGGUCCAUUUGUCAGUGUGGAGCUGCUCUUCGAUAUCUUUAUGCGCCUCAAUUUGCCAGAAUCGGCUCCACAACCGAAUGGCGAUAACGAUUUAACGCCCAAGAUCUUCGAUUUGGCCAAAUCGGUGCACUGGAUCGUGGACACCAGCACGUAUACGGGUGUGCAGCACAGUGCGACCACGAUGCAGCCCCGUCGACGCCGCCUGCUGCCCGGCGGCGACGAUAGCGACGAUGAGCUGCAGACAUCGGUGCCACCGACGAACGAUAUUUAUCGAUUGCGUCAACUGAAGCGCUUCGCCAAGUCCAAUUGAAUCAGUUGAAGCAAUUGCGUUCUUUAUUUUAAUGGAUUUUUUUUUUAUAUAUUC
Drosophila arizonae is the source of this 2418-nucleotide messenger RNA. It is a transcript of the gene su(f), whose product is annotated as cleavage stimulation factor subunit su(f). Gene Ontology annotation, cellular component: nucleus. Gene Ontology annotation, molecular function: protein binding; mRNA binding. The record is from RefSeq and is a predicted model, not a curated record. Gene Ontology annotation, biological process: mRNA 3'-end processing. NCBI's taxonomy places the organism in Eukaryota, Metazoa, Arthropoda, Insecta, Diptera, Drosophilidae.